Molecule: messenger RNA, 843 nt
Organism: Aphanomyces invadans
Lineage: Eukaryota; Oomycota; Saprolegniomycetes; Saprolegniales; Verrucalvaceae
Exons: 3
Coding region: 1-843 (280 amino acids)
Source: RefSeq, a predicted model, not a curated record
AUGGACACUGCAUCAUUCCCGGGUCCGAUCGGCGAAGGGAAAUCCGACGGCAACGCCACGGAAGUCUCGGCAGCGGCACAUGCAUGGCGACUCGAAAAGCGACGAUCCAAGUAUGUCAAGGCGAGGCAAUUCCUUGAAGAGCAGUACGCAGAGACGGGUGUUGAAUGCCCUGUCCGGUCACUCGAAGGCUUGACGUUCGCAACGUGGAAAGACUUUCACGAUUUGCUGCACGAGUACAUGAAGGAGACGAACCAAACGUACAUCUCGCGCGACUCCAAGACGACUGUGCGGUACAACGCCGAGCAGAUCAGGCGUAAGGUCAAGCAGUUUGCGCCUGUGCCUGUUGAGUUCACGCAUGCCCGCAUCCGGUUCGAUUGCAAGCAUUCGCACUCGAACAUGUCGAAGAACAUGAACUUGUUCGAGACGAAAGAAGCGGUCGUCGACGGCGCCUCCACCGCAGGUGCUGUCGACAAUGCAAAUGACGAUGCCACGUUCGUGCCUGCAAACCCCAAGCGGAAAGCGCGCGACGGUGCAUUUUACAGCGCCUGUCCUGUCAAGAUGCACGUGCAGGUUCACAAGGUCCCGUCAUCCCUCGUGGACGAGUGGCGCGUCGUCGUCACCAAGCACGUGCAUGUGCACAACCACGACUUGGGCACAGGGCUUUUUACCGACCCAUUGCAAGACCUGUCGGCACACACGCUGCCGCAACUUCUCGGUCCCCAUCGAACGUUGACAAGUGGGGCCCUUCCUUUGCAUCUGGAUGAGUCCAAACGGCAUCGCGCGUUCAGCGACUUGUUUGAGUUUUUCGCAGCGUACCAAUCAUCACGGUAUGUGGCAUGGUGA